AUGAGGAAGAUGUUGUCCACCGCAGCCAUUGCCGUGCGGCUGUUCCAGCUGCUGUUAGCCGUCGUGGUCCUUGGGCUUUGGGUCACGCUGACCAAGGCCCAAAUUAAUGCCCGAUGCCCCCCGAGACAGGCGUUAGCGGCUUUGUGGACCGAGUCCAUCCAGAGUUUUGUUGUUCUGACUGCCGAUGGAGUUUCGGCCGUAUUAUAUCUCGUCGGAGACAUCGUACUCCCCCAUGUCAUGAAGAGUGUAUCAAGCUGCGUCGCUACCGACGAUAAAGCCAAACCAGACCGGCUUGGUAAGAAAAUUAUCAACAUCGGAUGCUGGGAUGGAGACUUCAACCAUCAGACGCCCCAAAAUUGUGCUGCCAUCCCGAUGGAUCUACUCCGUCCUGCAUGUCAACGCACACAAGCCAACUACGUAUUCGGGUUCUCGGGCUUCAUUUUCGCGGUUGGCAUGUUCUUCCUGAGACACAUGCUGUCCCAUCGCGGAAGAACCGCACGAACGACCCAGGGCUGA
This is a messenger RNA of Pseudomassariella vexata, 516 nucleotides long. RefSeq lists its product as uncharacterized. The transcript is spliced from 3 exons. The record is from RefSeq and is a predicted model, not a curated record. The coding region runs from base 1 to 516 and encodes 171 amino acids. Lineage: Eukaryota; Fungi; Ascomycota; Sordariomycetes; Amphisphaeriales; Pseudomassariaceae.